AUGGAAGAGGGUUUUGUGAAGACUUCGAAAGGUAUCCUGUCUCGAAUUCAAAGCAAGAGGCCAUCAGGGCUCAAAGUUCUGCGAUAUGGCUGGCCUAGCUUGGCAGUCAUGGCAGAGGUCCUCUCUUCUGAGGAGGAACAGCCGGAGGUAGAGGCAGUUGCCGGAAAGCCUCCGGCAUCGAAGACGCAGACAGAAGUUCCCAAGGAGCCCAAAGAGGUCCAGGAGGCAAAGGUCCCUCCGAGCCGCAAGCGCCCAGCGACCGAGCCGCUCCCCUACGGCUGGGUGCGCAAGGCGUCGAAGACAAAGAAAGGUGCCUACUACUAUGCAAACAUCCUCACUGGAAAGACCCAGGUGAAUCGACCUGGUCCUCGUACCGCCAGCGCUUCAGGCCAUAGGCAGCGAGCCAACCGCUCGGAGCGCUUGGAAGUGUCGGGCUCCGCGCCCGCCGUGUCCGAGGAGCUUCGGCAGAGGCAGGCAGAGCACGAUGCAGCCGCAGAGGCGGAGCUGGAAGAAGUCAAGCGCAAGGCCGCGGAACGUCGUGCGGCCCAAAAGGCCAUGGAGACAGCUCCGGACGACGAGGGCUCCGAGGAGUCGGGCUCGGCAGAUGACGAGAACGUGACUGGAGAGGCUUGCAGUUUCUCAGCCAGUGGCUGGUACCAGACUCGACAGUCUCUUCGCCCAGAGGAUGUGACAAAGUGGAAGCAAGAAGAAGAGCUCCGUGAGAAGAAGCAGGCAGAGAGAGAGGAAAAGGAGAGGCUGUCGUGGCCCGCAGCUUCAGAGCUCCCUCCGGUUCCUCGCGUUUUGCAGCCAUGCCUGGAUGUGCUGAAGGAUGGGAAGUGGGUCGAGCGGCACGUCUUGGGCUCCGACAAGCAGCGCUGGACGCUGGGACGAGCAGUCGGGGAAGUGGACUUCCCUAUGAACCAUUCCACCAUCUCGAGGCAGCACGCGGCGCUGACCAGAGGCGGCGGCGGGAUCUACCUCGUGGAUCAGUCCGUCCAUGGUGUACAGGUGGACGCGCAGCGUAUCGAAAAGAACCUGCGCGUCCUCUUAAAGAACGGUGCCAUGAUCAAGUUUGGGGCCUCAACGAGGUUGUAUGUCUACCACGAACCCACUUAG
Symbiodinium sp. CCMP2456 is the source of this 1116-nucleotide messenger RNA. The record is from the annotation of a GenBank genome assembly. NCBI's taxonomy places the organism in Eukaryota, Dinophyceae, Suessiales, Symbiodiniaceae.